Molecule: messenger RNA, 1807 nt
Organism: Lobosporangium transversale
Lineage: Eukaryota; Fungi; Mortierellomycota; Mortierellomycetes; Mortierellales; Mortierellaceae
Product: glycoprotease family-domain-containing protein
Exons: 1
Coding region: 164-1804 (546 amino acids)
Biological process (GO): mitochondrial tRNA threonylcarbamoyladenosine modification
Cellular component (GO): mitochondrion
Source: RefSeq, a predicted model, not a curated record
CCCAUAUUUUGCAUAUUGAAUUGCUUGCCUCUCUCAUUUGGGCCCUUUCUUCCUCUUCAGGCUCACCUUGAAGCACACGAACUUUAUAUAAUUCAACCAUUUUUUUUUUUUAGUAAUUUUAUUAGUUUGUUCAAAUUAAGAGCUGAUCUACUAAAAGCUGACCAUGCUCAUACGCCGAUUCGCCAGACCCUACUUCGGAGCAUCAACAAAAUGUCUCUGCUCCACACAUUCUGAUACCUUCUUCUCCUCCUUACUUCGCUCUCCAUCUCGAUUACCUCGAUUACAACAUAUUCAAGCUCAUCCUCGAUUGUUCACAACAGCAACAGCAACAACCCAAACAACAUGCAUAACACCUCUAUCCUCCUCAACAAUACCAACCAAAACUUUAUUAAUGCCUGAAUCCUCACUUCCUAAACGAAAUCGGCCUCUCAUUGCAUUAGGAAUAGAAACUUCUUGUGAUGAUACCUGUGCUGCCAUUGUAACUUCGGAUCGUCGAAUUCUUUCUGAAGUCAUACGAACUCAACAUCAUUUACAUGAACCGAUGGGUGGUAUUGUUCCUAAAUUAGCUCACCAUGCUCACAUGCGCAACCUACCUGAGGCUGUCAAGGAGGCUAUCCAAAAAGCGGACUUAGGUGAACGGGGAAUUCAGGAAAUCGAUAUCGUCGCUGUUACCCGUGGUCCUGGUCUGGCUCAUUGUUUAGGUGUUGGUUUAAACGCUGCAAAGACUUUGGCUGCUGCAUUAAACAAACCUCUCAUUGGAGUUCAUCAUAUGGAAGCCCAUGCUUUGACAGCUCGUCUGACAACAACAGCAACUCUAGAUUCAAAAUUCGAUUUCAAAGAAAAAGAUAUUGAAAAGACUUUAUCACAAAAACAGCAACAACAGGAACAACAUGCUAUUGAAGCUGAUCCAUAUCCUCCAUUUCCAUUUUUGACACUCUUGGUUUCAGGUGGCCAUACCUUGUUGUUAGUGGCUCAUUCUGUGGAUCAUUAUACGACCUUGGCGACAACAGUAGAUGACUCCAUUGGUGAAGCAUUUGACAAAACCGCCCGUGAACUUGAUAUUCCUUGGCUGUCAGGUCGAGCUGGUGGUCCGGGCGCGAGUCUGGAACAGUUUGCGAAGGAAUCAAAGCAUCCUCACCGAUAUUUGGAUCAAUUGCCAAUUCCAAUGAGUCUUCGAUCAAGUAAACAUGAAAUGAAGUUUAGUUUUGCGGGACUCAAGAGUGCUGUAACGAGAAUUGUCCAUCGGGAGAAGGAUUCUGCUGCUGCUUCCGCUUCUACCGCUGCUGAUAGUACUAUUACUACACCUAAUUCUACUACUACUACUACUACUGCUGCUGUCAUGGACGAAGAAAGGAAAAGAGAUUUAGCCGCAGGAUUUCAAUACUGUGCGAUUGAACAUCUUUGUCAAAAAGUGGAACAGGGAUUACAUAACUGUCACAAACAAGGCUUAGAAAUCUCAAGUUUAGUCAUCAGUGGAGGUGUUGGACGCAAUGCCACGCUCCGAAGAAAGAUGGAAGAAAUAUGUGGAAGAUUUGAACAUCAUCAUAUUGUCAAGCCAGCAGCAACAGUAGCAGCAGCAACGGCGAAUUCUUCACAGGCCACUAUUGCCCCUGUCAUCUUAUCAGGAAAAAAGCGACACGUAAGAGUGAUCUGUCCACCACCCAAGUUGUGUACAGACAAUGCAGUGAUGAUUGCUUGGACAGGACUUGAGCGAUAUCAACGUGGUCUAAUAGAUCCGUAUGAUAUUGAUAUUAUACCAAAAUGGCCGUUGGACAUGCUUGGAACUGGAGUUGUUCCAGAAUAAACG